CCAAGCGCGUCUCUCUCCCGCCCUCGUCACCGGGGCUGGCGCCUCCGAGCGCUCCUCAGCACAGGCUGGGGCCUUCGGCACGGGGGAGGCGACAGGGACGUGUCAGCUCCUGCUGUCACAGCCCGGGUGAAGGCAGGACAGGGGGCCUGGCCUCCACCGGCGUGGGUGACGCCACAGCCGGGCCCAGAGGGCUCAGUGGGCUCAGAGCCAGCGCUCCCUCCUCCUCCUCCCUUCCCCGCAGCCGCUUGGAUCAGUGGUAUCCGAGCAGGCUCUGUCACAUCCUGUGGGAAUCAUGUGAAGGCCAGCUGCCGCUGGAUCGCCUUCAACGCCGAGGCAGCUGGUGUGCUGGGCAUUGUGCCGCUGGAGUGUGAGGAUGGGGGCAAGAGGACCAUAUCUCAGCUCUGCUGCCACUCAGAUGUGGUCACUGACUUUGACUUCUCACCCUUCGAUCAGCUCCUGCUGGCCACAGGCUCUGCUGAUGAGACGGUGAAGGUGUGGCGCCUGCCCGAGAGCAGCCAGGACGUUCCCGGCAGUGCGGGGCUGAGCCUGGGGCCCGGGGGGGCCCCGGUGGAUGCGCUGCAGUUCCACCCCACGGCGGACGCUGUCCUGGCCAGCGCUGCAGGGAAGAGAGUCACAGUGUGGGACCUGGGGCAGCAGCAGCCCCUGACAGUCCUGGAUUCCCACGGGGACCAGCUGCAGAGCCUGACCUGGAAGCGAGACGGCCGCCUCCUGGGCACCUCCUGCAAGGACAAGAAACUGCGGAUCUUUGACCCCCGAGCAGGCCCAGCUGCCUCCCAGAGUGUCCCGGGACACGACAACAACAAGGACUCCCGGCUGCUCUGGAUGGGCUCCAGCGAUUGCCUCAUCUCCGUCGGGUUCAGCCAGAUGCGGGAGCGGGAGGUGAAGCUGUGGGACACACGGAAGCUCACCGGGGCGACGCUCACCGUGGCACUGGACACCUCACCUGGGGUGACCAUCCCGCUGUACGACGCCGACACGGGGCUGCUGGUGCUGGCAGGAAAGGGAGAAAACCUCCUGUACUGCUUUGAGGUGGCCCCCACGCAGCCAGCACUCACCCAGGUGACCCAGUGCCGGACAGAGGGCAGCACACGGGGCCUGGCAGCCGUGCCACGCCUGGCCCUGGAUGUCAUGGCCUGCGAGGUGCUCCGUGUCCUGCAGCUCACUGACACCACCCUCGUCCCCAUCAGCUACCUGGUGCCACGCAAGUCUGUCCAGGAGUUCCAUGAGGAUCUGUUCCCUGACUGCACGGGGACACUGCCAGCCACCGACGCCCAAGGCUGGUGGGCAGGGGACAGCCAGCAGGUGGGAAGGGUGAGCCUGCACCCUGCACGGAGACCCACGGAGACCUUCACAUCCCCCAUCAUUGCUGCCACUGGCCCCACCAACACUGGCCACACUGAAGCCACCACUGGCCACACCGAUGCCAACACUGGCCACACCGACGCCGACCAGAGUGAAGCCAGUGGCUACUCCUCACCAUCCUCACUGGCCUCACCAAGCAGCGCGGCCACCUCACUCUCAGCCAGCACCGGCCCCUCCAGUGGCUUCGCCAGCAGCCCCAGCCAGAAGUCCCUGCAGAGCAUUUUGGGGCCCAGCUCCCGUUUCCGGCACGCGCAGGGCCGGGUGCUGCACCGGGACCACCACCUGACCAACCUGCGGGGGCUCAGCCUCACCACGCCGGGCGAGUGCGACGGCUUCUGCGCCAACCAGCAGCGCGUCGCCCUGCCCCUGCUCUCCGCCGGCGGCCAGAUCGCCGUGCUCGAGCUCUCCAAGCCCGGCCGUCUCCCCGACGUGGCCGUGCCCACCAUCCAGAAUGGCUCAGCCGUGGCCGACCUCACCUGGGACCCCUUCGACCCGCGGCGCCUCGCUGUCGCGGGCGAGGACGCCAGGAUCCGGCUGUGGCGGAUCCCUGAGGGAGGGCUGCAGGAGACCCUGCAGGAGCCUGAAGCUGUUCUCCAAGGUCACACAGAAAAGAUUUACUCCAUCCGCUUCCACCCCAUGGCAUCCGAUCUCCUGGUUUCCUCCUCCUACGACAUGACCGUGCGCAUCUGGGAGCUGAGUGCUGGGCAGGAAGUCUUGUGCCUGCAGGGACACACGGAUCAGAUUUUCAGCAUGGCUUGGAGCCCAGACGGGAAGAAGCUGGCAACGGUGAGCAAAGACGGACGGAUACGGCUCUACGAGCCACGGCGCAGCUCUCAGCCUCAACAGGAGGGCCCAGGUCCUGAGGGGGGACGUGGAGCGCGCCUGGUUUGGGUUUGUGGUGGUGACUACCUCCUGGUGUCUGGCUUUGACAGCCGCAGCGAGAGGAGAAUCCUCCUGUACCGGGCACAGGCCCUGCCUGAAGGACCCUUGUCUGUCCUUGGUCUGGACGUGGCCCCUUCCACCCUCCUGCCCUUUUACGAUGAGGAUACUAGCGUCAUCUUCCUCACCGGCAAGGGUGACACAAGAGUCUUCCUCUACGAAGUGACCCCUGAGCCCCCCUAUUUCCUCGAGUGCAACAGCUUCACCUCCAAUGAACCCCACAAGGGCUUCGUCUUCCUGCCCAAAACGGCGUGCGAGGUGCGGGAGGUGGAGUUCGCCCGGGCGCUGCGCCUGGGACAGAGCACCCUGGAGCCCGUGGCUUUCCAUGUGCCACGCGUCAAGAAGGAGUAUUUCCAGGACGAUCUCUACCCGCCGACCCGCGUGUGGUGGGAGCCGGCCCUGGGUGCGGGUGCCUGGCUGGACGGGCAGGACGGGCAGCAGCGCCGUGCCAGCCUGCGCCCCGCAGACAUGGUGCCAGUGAGUGAGGCCCCAAAAGAGGCUCCGGCUCGCAAGUUCGUCCCUGCAUCCGUGUACCUGGAGGAGAAGACUGAUGAGCAGAAGAAGGAGGAGCUCCUCAGUGCCAUGGUGGCCCGGCUGGGCAACAGGGAUGACCCGCUGCCCCAGGACUCCUUCGAGGGUGUGGAUGAGGACGAGUGGGACUAGGCUGGACCCGGCACCCCCAGGAGCAGCCGGGACCCCCGCAGCCCCGGGCCCGGCGGGGCGACAGGAGGACGAGGAGGAGGAGGAGGGAGAGGUGGAGGAGGCGCAGGGCCCGCCGCGGGCAGGACCCGCUAUUAAAGCCGCUGCACCAGCACCGUGUCCUGCCCUGAUCGUGACACCGGGGGGGACACGGGGAGACACAGGGAACAAGGGGCACGUGGAUCGGGAAACACAGGGACUGGCUCCAGAGGGGUUACGGGGAUCGGGGUGACACAGGGACUGACAGCGGGGGGACACGGUAACCGAGGGGGACAUGAGGACCGGGGCGGGGCUGUACACAAGGAGCGGCCCCGGCUGGACACAGGGACCGACACUGGGGGAUACGGAAAUUCGGGAGAACGCGGGGACCGAGACGGACCCAGGGACCGCGACAGGGGGGGACGCGGGGACCGGGGGGACACGGCGACCAGCACCGU
This is a messenger RNA of Poecile atricapillus (Black-capped chickadee), 3458 nucleotides long. It is a transcript of the gene CORO7, whose product is annotated as coronin 7. The record is from RefSeq and is a predicted model, not a curated record. Lineage: Eukaryota; Metazoa; Chordata; Aves; Passeriformes; Paridae. The coding region runs from base 844 to 2985 and encodes 713 amino acids. Gene Ontology annotation, molecular function: protein binding. The transcript is spliced from 28 exons.